AUGGCCACCAAGAAGAAAGCACCACCCAAGAAACGCGCCUCGUCGCCGGCAAAAGGUAUUCGCUCCUCCAAGCGCUUGAAGGUCCAGACAUCAAAGGCUCGGCCUACGAUCUCGACUAUUCCCACUCAGGAAGAAAGCGCGUUUCUGAAUCUGCCGCGUGAGAUCAGAAACCAAGUGUACAUGCAGUUGCUUGAGGGACUAGAUCUUACAUUCCGCGUGAACAAGCUGAUCGUUGCUGCGAGACGGAACUCAAAAGGCUACUUUCGGCGCUCGAAACUAACUAAACGAGGCCUCCUGCUAUGGUUGCUAUCAAGCCAACAUAUCUGUUAUGAGGUUUUGGACUUGAUCGCGCGUACAUACACCUUCCAACCUUGUGGGCGCCCAAAGCUUGUAGAAAGCGAAAUCUACGAAGGAGUCCCGAACACGCUCGUCUUCACCAACGGCGGCGUACGAAAUAUCAGGAUGUUCCCUACCUUCCCCUGUAAUGCUUUGAGCACUGGUUCCGCUGGCGACCAGUCUGUUGCUUUCUUGAAGUUAAUGGACAACGUAUCUCUCAAGGAUGCCGAUCUGGGUAUGGUUUGGCAAUACGACAACGAGCACGCCCGGCAAGUCUGGAAGCAGAACGAACCCGCUAAGCUUACUAAUGAAUGGGGCAAAGAUUGGGAAGGGAAGUUUCGCAAAGUCAAGAUCAGUGUCGCGGUUUUCUCAGGACCUAAGAAAGAUACCAAACCAUUAUUCAUCAUGGAUGAUGCGGAGAAGUGUGCGCUGAGGCUAGUCGGUAAGGGUGGAGCUUUGUCCUGGGAGGAUCGCACCGAUGUGAUUCGAGGGUUCUGGGGGUAUAGGUUGUACCAGACAACGGCGUGGGUGCGACAUGUCACCAUGGAGCGGAAGGUGUAG
Alternaria rosae is the source of this 897-nucleotide messenger RNA. RefSeq lists its product as uncharacterized. NCBI's taxonomy places the organism in Eukaryota, Fungi, Ascomycota, Dothideomycetes, Pleosporales, Pleosporaceae. The record is from RefSeq and is a predicted model, not a curated record. The transcript has a single exon. The coding region runs from base 1 to 897 and encodes 298 amino acids.